This is a messenger RNA of Chaetomium globosum CBS 148.51, 1539 nucleotides long. RefSeq lists its product as uncharacterized. Gene Ontology annotation, molecular function: carbohydrate:proton symporter activity. The transcript has 4 exons. Lineage: Eukaryota; Fungi; Ascomycota; Sordariomycetes; Sordariales; Chaetomiaceae. Gene Ontology annotation, cellular component: membrane. Bases 1 to 1539 code for a protein of 512 amino acids. The record is from RefSeq and is a predicted model, not a curated record. Gene Ontology annotation, biological process: transmembrane transport; carbohydrate transport.
AUGAAGAAGUUUCUUGGGCUCCGGGGCCGGGCCCUCAACCUGGCCGUGGCCACAAUCGCUGGAUGUGACUUUCUUUUAUUCGGCUAUGACCAAGGCGUUAUGGGUGGCAUCCUCACCCUCAAGGUCUUUCUUGACGCCUUCCCGAUGAUCAACCCCGAAGCGGCCGGGCUCACAACAGCGGAAUCAUCAACUCGGGCAACCUACCAAGGUAUUGCCGUCGCUUCAUACAAUCUCGGAUGUUUCAUCGGUGCCGUCAUCACUAUCUUUAUCGGAAACCCUCUCGGCAGAAAGCGAGUGAUCAUGCUGGGUACUUCCGUCAUGAUAGUGGGAGCGAUUUUACAGGCCAGCUCGACCACGUUGGAACAGUUCAUCGUCGGGAGGAUUAUUACAGGAUUGGGCAAUGGAGGGAAUACCAGUACGGUUCCAACAUGGCAGUCUGAAUCAUCCAAAGCACACAAACGCGGGAAGGUUUUCUUCUGCCUGAUCAUCCUCAUCUUCAUCCCCUUCCUCCCCGAGUCGCCGCGCUGGCUCAUCCUCAAGGGCCGCGAGGCCGAAGCCAAGGAGGUGAUCGCCGCGCUCGAGGACAAGGAGACAACGGACAGAGUCGUCGAGAACGAAUUCCUCGCCAUCAAGGAGACCGUGCUGGAGAUGUCCAAGGGAACCUUCGGGGACCUCUUCACCAUGGACAAGAACCGCAAUCUACACCGUACCCUGCUGGCCUACUUCAACCAGGUCUUCCAGCAGAUCUCGGGCAUCAACCUGAUCACAUACUACGCGGCUGUAAUCUACAAGGGCCUUGGAAUGACAGACUUUAUGUCACGCCUGUUGGCCGCCCUCAACGGCACCGAAUACUUCAUCGCGUCGUGGCCGGCCGUCUUCCUAGUCGAGCGGGUCGGCCGGCGCAAGCUGAUGCUGUUCGGCGCGGCCGGGCAGGCGGCGACCAUGGCCAUCUUGGCGGGGGUCAACUCGCGGAACGAUUUCGGCUACCAGAUUGCGGGCAUCGUGUUCCUCUUCGUCUUCAACACCUUCUUCGCCGUGGGGUGGCUGGGCAUGACGUGGCUGUACCCGGCCGAGAUCGUGCCGCUGCGCAUCCGCGCCCCCGCCAACGCCCUCUCCACCAGCGCCAACUGGAUCUUCAACUUCCUCGUCGUCAUGAUCACCCCGAUCGCCUUCAACAAUAUCGGCUAUCAGACCUACAUCAUCUUUGCCGUCAUCAACGCCUUCAUGGUGCCGGCGACCUACUUCUUCUACCCGGAGACGGCCUACCGCUCGCUCGAGGAGAUGGACAACAUCUUCCACAAGGUGGAGGACGGAUGGAAGGGCGUGUUUACUGUGGUGAAAACGGCCAAGGCGGAGCCGCGGUGGUAUGGCAAGAAUGGGGAGCUGUUGGUCGAUUAUCAGCAGACCGAGGAGCACCGGAGGCAUGUCAAGGAAGCGGGCGGUGUGGUUGCGCCCGAGAAGACGUCAGGUGAGGGUGAUGGGUCUGGGUCUGGGAGUGGAAGCGGCGGUGGUGUCACGCACGACGAGUUCCGGGCGUAG